AUGGACGCCGUUGAUUCCGUCUUCGAUCCACUCAGAGAAUUCGCAAAGGACAGCGUGAGGCUCGUGAAGCGCUGCCACAAACCCGAUCGCAAAGAAUUCUCUAAGGUCGCGGUGCGUACUGCAAUUGGUUUCGUCGUGAUGGGAUUCGUGGGUUUCUUCGUGAAGCUCAUUUUCAUUCCAAUUAACAACAUUAUCGUCGGAUCUGAUGGCAUGGUGACUUUCUCAUCUUUGACUCUGUUAUGUUCUUAUGUUGUUCUUGCUUAUUUUGAAUGGGUGAGGGGAAUUGCUAUCGCCUCAGGACUCCAAUCUUAG
This is a messenger RNA of Sphenostylis stenocarpa, 312 nucleotides long. NCBI's taxonomy places the organism in Eukaryota, Viridiplantae, Streptophyta, Magnoliopsida, Fabales, Fabaceae. The record is from the annotation of a GenBank genome assembly.